AUGCAUUGCUUGGUAUGCUCUGGACGUGCAACCAAUAGAAACUAUGGCGCGAUGUCUUGUUUUGCUUGCAAAAUGUUUUUCCACAGAACAGUGUACAAAAAACUGUUAUUUCGAUGCAAACGUAUCCAAAUUUGCACUAUCCACUUCAAAACUCACCCAAAAUGCCGAGCCUGUCGAUUCCAAAAAUGCUUGAAUUUAGGAAUGAAGCUAGCUCCUUCAAAUGAUCAAAUAGUUAAUAUUGGCAAUCAGUCUGAUUAUAACUUUGUCAAGUUGUUGGAUGAUUUGAAAUUUAAAAACGCUCGAAAUUAUUUAAAAUUUAUAAACUUCUAUUCUUUGGAGGAUCCGAGCUUGUCCGAGAUAUUACAUGAUAAAAUUAUCAUGAAAUUUGUAAAAAGGACAUCCGAGACUAAAAUUAACGUUCAACAAAACUGAAAUAUGUUGUCUUACACUCGAAUAUCCUAUUUUCUCGAUUUCAACUUUAUUCGAGACCUAGAUUACAAAAAUACACUGUUUAAAUAUAAUAUUUUGAGAGCUGGAUGCUUAGCACUAGCCAUGUGCUCAUAAAACAAAAACAAAUCGAAAUUAACAUUUCCGAAUGAUGCUGAUAUUUUUCCAUCUGAAAUGUAUAAUCUUUGUGGAAGUUCUACAGCUGUUCUGAAUCAAGUGUCGGGACAAGUGAUCGCCAAGUUUACAGAAUUGAAAAUCAAACAAGAAGAGUAUUUUCUUCUAACACUGCUCAUGUUUUGUAACACCUCACGAGUGAUCUAUGCGACAAAACAAAAUUCGUUUUAUCCUCACAUCAACAAACCUACUGCUCUGCUUUGCUUCGUUUUUGCCAGCUGGAAUAUUCGAAAUCUGCACCAACUCGAUUCGCAGAGCUUUUAUCACUUUUUGGAAUAGUGAACAAGUCGGUUGAUAAUUCAAACUAUUUGAACAUGAUGCUUCAAUGUUCCGAUCCAAGUUCAAGAGAAUGA
Caenorhabditis elegans is the source of this 974-nucleotide messenger RNA. Lineage: Eukaryota; Metazoa; Nematoda; Chromadorea; Rhabditida; Rhabditidae. The record is from the annotation of a RefSeq genome assembly.